UCGAUUCACUCGACUGUAAAACUCUAACUAAUCUCGCUGUAAACCAUUGUCUCUAUCUCAAAAUCUCUGCCGAGAAAAGCCAAACAAACUUUAGCCACCAAGAAUUGAAAUUGACUUUUUUCUUUUUCUUGAAUCAAGUUGCACUCCCCUUUUAAAUAUAGUUUCCACGAAGAAGGGGACAGUCAAAAACAACUCAAAAGGCCAGGAAACAGUGGCCACGAGGAAGCUGCAGAUAAUUGUAAAGUAUAGUAUUCAACAACAAAGAUUUUGGGGUUAUUUUGCCUUUUUCAGCUUCAGAUUUAAUACAACGGAGAUCCAUUGAUUAGCCACUAAUUACUGCCCUUUUCAGCUUCAUCGAUUGUUUAGCCGUAAAGGGUCAGCCGGCUCUCUCUCUCUCUCCUAAAGCUGCUGCAAGAUUCAUCCUUUGAGACUUGAGUUGUUUGCUUUUCUUGUUUCUUGCUGGAAAGAUUUUGUGAGAAUCUUGGGCUUCUUAUUUGGGAACAUAUUUGAGGUAGUACAUAUAUAUGUUGCUACUUUGUUAAAAAUUUGAUCUUUGUGAAUAUUUGCAGCCAGCUUUUUGUAUGCUGUGGGGUGGGAGUUGUAGAUCCUUAUGAUUGUUGCAUAGUUUCCUGUAAUUUCAGGAUCCAUGCUGAAUUGGAUUUUGUAAUUUUUGGGUGAAAUUUUUGGGAUUGGAUAUUUUUGGGGGUAUUAUUGUCAUCAAAAUAACUUUAUUGAUUGGAAUGAGAGUAUUGGUGGUGGAGACUUGAUUGGUUGUUUGUAGCAUCAAAAACAGUGGUGGGAUUUGUGUGAUUUCUUUUAGGGUUGUUGUUUUGUUAUGAGAGAUUGCUCAGUUACAACAACAACAAAAACGAUGAUGGAAGCAGAAGAGGACUUGAUUGCUGCGGCGCAGCUAAUCAUGAGAGCAUUGGAAUCAAACAUGAAGCUGAGUGAUGAUGCUAGAAAAGUUUUGGCAAAUCUUGGCUCACAGUUGAGCAGCAUAGCUAGAGCUAGCGAGAGCCGGGAUGAGGAGUUCGAGGAGGAGGAGGAGGAAGAGGAAGAGGGGAUUAGUGAGAUCGAGCAGCAGCUCGAUAAGAUUCAAGAUAAGGUCAUGAGUUGGGAGAAUGAUCAGUCUACUAUGAUAUGGGAUUGUAGCAAUGAAGAAGCUUAUGAUUAUGUGAGAGCUGUUGAUGAAGCUCGAAGGUUGGUUGAGGUUUUGGAGAAGAGGAGCUCGAGUAAUAGUGGCAGUGACGACGAUGUUUCGCUGCGCAGGGCUCACGACAUUCUUCAGACAGCAAUGGCUAGACUGGAGGAGGAGUUCAAGCACUUGCUGGUGCAGAACAGGCAGCCCUUUGAGCCGGAGCACAUGUCGUUUCGUUCCACUGAGGACGAUCUGAUUGAGGCCGGCUCUGUGAUCUCGUCCGGGGAUGAUUCCCUCGAGGAUGUUAGGGAUAGCAUGGGCCGGCCCUCGGAGGAGUACGCGGUGGAGCUGGUGAAUCAGGAUGUGGUGCAAGACUUGAAGAGCAUUGCUGGUUUGAUGUUCGACUCCGGUUAUGGGAGGGAAUGCUCUCAAGUGUUUGUGAAUGUGCAGAAGGAUGCCCUAGAUGACUGCCUCUUCAUUCUUGAAGUGGAGAAGCUGAGCAUUGAGGAUGUGCUGAGGAUGGAGUGGAACGCGUUGAACUCGAAGAUCCGGCGGUGGAUCCGGGUGAUGAAGGUGUUCGUGCGCGUCUACCUCGCCAGCGAGAAGCUGCUCACGGAUCAGAUAUUCGGGUCCGUGAGCUCUGUCUGCUUCGCGGACUCGUCAAAGUCCGCGAUGCUGCAGCUUCUCAACUUCGGCGAGGCCAUAUCCAUCGGGCCGCACCAGCCGGAGAAGCUGAUCCGGAUCCUCGACAUGUACGAGGUGCUCGCGGAUCUCACGCCGGACAUAAUGGCCCUGUACUCGGACGAGGCAGGGGGGUCCUGCGUUAGGGCCGAGUGCCGGGACGUGCUGGAGAGGCUGGGGGAGUGCGCGAAGACGACCUUCGUCGAGUUUGAGAACGCCGUGGCGUCCAACGUGUCGAGCAACGCCUUCCCCGGCGGCGGGGUCCACCCCCUCACGAGAUACGUGAUGAACUACAUCAAGGCCCUGAUGGACUACAGGGGAACCCUAGACAAUGUGUUGAGGGAGAGGGGGGACGAUGAUCCGGCUCCGGCCCCGGCCUCCCCCGACACCAGUCCAUCCGGUGAGGAGGAGGAUGGAGCCUCGUGCGCCUCCUCCGCCAUGGCCGUGCAUUUCAGGUCGCUGAUCUCGAUUCUCGAAGCCAACCUCGACGGCAAGGCCAAGCUGUACAAGGAGGAGUCGCUCCAACACCUCUUCUUGAUGAACAACAUCCACUACAUGGCCGAGAAGGUGAAAGGAUCCGAUCUCCGCACCGUGCUGGGCGACGAUUGGAUCCGAAAACACAACUGGAAGUUCCAGCAGCACGCGAUGAACUACGAGAGGGCGACGUGGAGCUUGAUUCUCGCCCUGUUGAGGGAGGAGGGCUUCCAAAACCCGGGCGCCAACUCCGUGUCAUCGAGGACUCUCAAGGAGAGGCUGCAGAGCUUCUACGUCUCGUUCGAGGAGGUCUACAAGAGCCAGACGGGGUGGUCGAUCCCGGACCCUCAGCUCCGGGACGACCUCCGGAUCUCGACGUCCCUCAAGGUCAUCCAAGCUUACCGGACUUAUGUGGGAAGACAUAGCAAUCACAUCAGUGAGAAACACAUCAAAUACAGUGCUGAUGACUUGGAGGAUUACCUUAUGGAUCUCUUUGAAGGAUCACAAAAAUCUUUGCAUGGAAGCCAUAGGACAAGAUGAUGUAACAUAAUUUUUUCUUUUGCUUUUGAGUUUGGUGGAAUCCAUAUAUCUAAGAGUUUUGUGUCUCUCAUUUUACAAGAGAUGGAUUGUUUUGUUGUUACCUACUUUUUUGUGAUACGAGGUUGCAGUUUUGGAUA
This is a messenger RNA of Salvia miltiorrhiza (redroot sage), 2970 nucleotides long. RefSeq names its product exocyst complex component EXO70E2. Gene Ontology annotation, biological process: exocytosis. Gene Ontology annotation, molecular function: phosphatidylinositol-4,5-bisphosphate binding. Gene Ontology annotation, cellular component: exocyst. The transcript has a single exon. The coding region runs from base 836 to 2833 and encodes 665 amino acids. Lineage: Eukaryota; Viridiplantae; Streptophyta; Magnoliopsida; Lamiales; Lamiaceae. The record is from RefSeq and is a predicted model, not a curated record.